This is a messenger RNA of Perkinsus marinus ATCC 50983, 1318 nucleotides long. RefSeq lists its product as hypothetical. Lineage: Eukaryota; Perkinsozoa; Perkinsida; Perkinsidae. The transcript has a single exon. The record is from RefSeq and is a predicted model, not a curated record. The coding region runs from base 10 to 975 and encodes 321 amino acids.
UUGAAAAAUAUGGAUUCCACCAAACCGUUGCCACCGUCACUCUCAGUUCUCUCAAGAAGACGCACUGACAUGACAAGCGCCACCUUCACUCCAUCAUCUGUGAGCUCUGUGCCCUCCGACACGGCAUCUCAUAGUGCUGUGAUCGGUCCUAAGCUACCCCCAGUUACCCCUGAGGUUCAAGUCCUACAACAGUCCUCCCGUGAGCUGGUGCCUGAGGUCGCCUUCUGCAGUGACCGCACUGAGCUGGAUAGGAGCGCGGAGAUUCUAUACGUGUCCGGUUUGGGACCGCUGAUCGAGAUCGUUCCAAACCAUGGCUCGCUCGAUUUGGGUUAUAUUAUGACGCGUUUGGGUGGCGCACUGCGAAGGAUUCUUGUCCUAUCGGGAAGCUUGACACUGGGCUCUAUAGGGGUUGAGAGAGCUGUCGCAUUACUCCACUUUGACGUGGAUCUUACGAGCUCCCUUGCCGUGGAGGGUUUGGCAACAGUAGAGGUUUAUCACCCCGAUGUUCUUAAGGAAGAGCAUAGUAUUGAAAUAUACAAGUCCUUUGAAGCCAAGGAUGGAUCUUCGGGUUGUUGUGCAUUGAUUGCUUAUCGAGACGCUGUGCGGGUCCUACGUUAUGAGAAGAAGAGCCGUGUACUCAUGGUUAAGCGAGCAGGCCGGCUUGGCGUUGAGAAUUCUGUUACAAUCAAGUGUUUUAUUGAAGCUCUUCUUGGUGAUGUUGGCUGUGUUAAACAUGUAUUAAUGCUCCCUUCAAGGGUCUCCUCCUCCUACAAUUCUGACCCUUCUUCAACCCGUGCAUUGAGCUAUAACAUGGCUGCUCCAGAGACUGGGUUCUUGGUCUUUACUGACGACUUGUCGCCUUUAAGAGCCUUGUCGCUAACCCGUAAUGGCGACCUCAUUGUCAGACCGGGAGUCUCUCUUCGUUUUGAAUUAUACGACGGCUGUGAUUUUGCCCAGCGAGACACUUUGUGUUGAGGCAAAUUCAUUUGAAUUAGACCUCAAAAUGGUGCAUGUUAUAGGAUUAUGAUGAACUGAUCAUCUCUCCCAUUUUGUAGUCUAUGUGAUUCUGUCUUCAAUACUACGUAGUUAUCAUGGUCGUGCGUCACGUAUUAUUACACAUAAUUUUUGGAUGCUUUGAGGAAUAAUAUAAGUGAAUGAAUAAUGAUUAGGAAUAGCACUAGCCGAAGAGUCAGCCCUGCAUUUAGUGGUGGGUUGAAGCAGUUGUCAUGUUGGCUGCUAGUUUCGCUCGUAAUCGCUUAAUAGCUUCCACUCUUCGUUAUCGAGCGCAGCGGCUUAUGCACGACUUUGAUUUUCGGCA